AUGGAUAAUCUUUCAAAUAGAAAUAUAGAACAUAUCAUUAAUCAAUUAUGCUCUUCUAAACAGAGAGAUAGGAAUCAAGCUUUAGAUAGUUUAACAGACUUACUGAGAGAUAAUCCCAAUAAGAUUCCAAAUAAUUCAAUUUCAAUUAUUAUCGAGUCUUUAAUCUUACUCUUAGAUUCAGAACAAAAAAAGUUCAUUAUUUUACAAUCAUCAUCACCUUCAAAUUCAUACUCUUCCACUUCAAGCAAUAAAUUAAAACUAUCUGAAUCAAAAUUAACAAACAUAUCUUAUAUCAUUCGUUUAUUCAUUGAAAAAACGAGCAAUAGACUUAAAGUUAAAUCUUUACAACUAUGUUUUACCUCCUUGCUUGAUUUGAUAUAUUUUGAUAAUUCAGGGGAACUUAUUGAAUUAAUCUCAAUUCACAUAUCUUACUCUCUAAUUUCAUUAAUACGAUCAGAAAUAUUUAGCUUAAGAUUCCCGGCUCAUAGUUGGGUUUCAUUAAUUGAUCAAAUUUCUUCAAUUAUUAUAGAUAGAACUAAAUUAAAAAAGAUAAAUGAUAAAAUAAUGCUCAAUUUUAUCACAUGCCUAAUUGACUUACUAAAAAAUGACACUGUUGCAAUCAAACAAAUAAAAUAUAGUUUAAUAUUUGAAACAUUGUUCCAUUAUUUUGACCUUAUAAACUUUGAGAACUCGAAUACAGAACUAAUUAUUGAGUUGGCCAAGAUAGUUAUUAUAAAAUUUAAUUUAACUAACAUUAAUAUGACUAUUAGCCUUAUAGGGAAAUUAAUGAAGCAUAUACUUAAUAUUAACAAUACUUCAAAUCAAAAAAUUCAAUUAAACUUAAAUUUUAUUCACAUAUUUACGAGUGAACUGAUACCAAAUCAUCUACCAUUAAUGACUAAAAAUUCUCAUAUUAAUAAGGAAAUAAAAAACGUAAUAUCUCAAGAUUCGUUAUUUAAAAUUUUCCAAGAGUAUUUAAUUUUGAUGCUUGUGUCAUAUAAAUCGAAUAACAUAUCUAUUGACUAUAUUCGUAUCAUUUUGCCCAAUGAAGUCAACUCUAUUAAUGAAAAGGUUUCUUGGUUUCAAUUUAAUGAUUUCGCAUUAGCAGAAAAUCAUGCAACAAGUAAUUGGCUUUGUUUACUAGGAUUGGUUAAGCUUAUAAAUUCAUAUUUUAUAUUUAAAGGAAGAAUAUGCGGAAUUCAUGAACAGAAUCUAAUUACUCAAUUACCGCAAUUAUUCAAAAGGCGAAAAUUUGAACCAUCAUUUACUUCUAUAUUACUCAAUUCAGAAUCUAUUGAUGAAUUUUUUGUAAACUGUCUAGAAAUUAACGUGGAGAAUAUUAAUUUAAUUUCUUUGCAAAUACUAUCAUUCCAUUCUUCACUCUUCUUUUUAAAUUCUCACAAUUUUAAUACCUUGAAAGAUCUGAUACUUCAGAAGUACGAAAAGUCCUUUUUAAUUAAUUGGGUAUGCCUAACCUUAAUAUCAUUGAUCUCAAAAGUAUCCUUUACUUUUACUAACGACGAUGCUAAUAAAUUGCUUAAGAUAUGCUUACCAUUAAUUAAGGAUCCAAAAUAUUGCAAAAUGUCGACAGCUUUACUACUUAAAUUAUCUAUCUAUUCUUAUAACUCCGAUAUUGGCCAUUCUGAAAAUAAUAACGAUAAAAUAAACCAGAAUACUAAUCCAAGCAACAAAAUUGUUUUGGAUACUCAUUCCCGCCAAAGGAUGCUGGAUUUAUAUGAAUUAUCUGAAGUAAAUGGACCAGCACUAUUUUCUAAUGAAUCUUUCCAAUUUUGGAUAUACUUUCAAUACAUUGGUAAAGAUUUUUUGUCAACUAAAAGACUAACAUCAGGUGACUGUAUUUGGGCUUGGAUUAAUUCUAAAAUAAAUCAACAGUGCAUACCCCUCUUCACUGCAUCAAAUAAAUCGUUUUCAAGGUUAGUUAUCUGGCUAUGGGACAUGAAGGUUCCAGUAGCUGAUUCACGCUUUGUAUAUUGUCUGACGAUCACUCCAACCUGGUUAUUUGAAGAGUGGAAAUUAUAUUAUGAGGUUUGGACAAAAUAUGAGAAGCAAAGGAAAUUUUUACUCCAAAACACACAAAAAGCCAAUGAAUUGAAGAAAUUAAAGCUAAUGAAUCCGAUUUCUAACUGUAGAAUCCAUCGGGAUGAAUUAUUUUCAUUCUUAUCUAAGAUUUAUCCUAUGAUCCCAGAGUUAAAAGUCACAUAUAUUGAGAAGGUAAACAUAUUUUUUGAACUAUUAUCCAUUGUUUUUACAAUGCAAUUUAAUGAUUUUGUUAUGAGCAAUGAUACAGGAUUGUUCUCAGACUUUUAUCACGAAUUUAAAGAUUUUUAUACUCCAUUCGUAAAAUCCCUUAAUGAUUCUAACUAUAUACUACUCAGACAUCUACGAAAAAUUUUACCAUUUAUGCUAACUGAACCAUUACCAGAUUUCAUAUUUUCAGAGCUGCUAUUAUCUGAUGCUGAGGGUAAUGACUACGUCAAUUUUAUAGAAAAUGAACCUAAUAUUGUUUCUUUAAAACAGAAAACUGUAAUAGAAAAAUCUUUUGAGGUUUUGAACAAGUCAGUUACGAAGAAUUUUUCAAUCAGUGAAACUUUUAACAAAUACAGUGCUCACAAUACCUCACUUAUUAUACAAACCGUAAUUGCUAAACAUUGGCGUUUGCAAGAGCAUAACAACAAUCAUGUAUUAUCGGAGAUAUUGCAACUAUCUAAACGAAUUUCGACUGAAAAAUUUCUUGAAGGAUUUGAUACUUUUAUUUCAUGGCUGUCGUCCAUAGAUAAUAAAUUUUCGUUCGAUAGUGAUCUACUUGUAAAAAUCACCGAAGUUAUUGGAUCCCAUAUUUUAAAUAGUAAAUAUAAUACAUCCUCAGAAGUUAUGACUAUGCUCUGCAUGUAUUUAGACUCCCUUCGUCCUCAAUGGUUACUUAAAACAGAAUUACAUCUCAAUGCAGACUGCAAUGAUAUCUUUGAGUGGAUUAUAGAACGUUUUAAAGAUAAUUCGUUUAGUGGAAAUAAAUCAAUAGAAUAUCUGUCAAAACUAUUGUUAAAUAUGCUUAUUUAUCAUGAUCUAUCUAAUAAUAUUGUAAAGGGGAGCAAACAACGUGUAUUCAUGGUACUAAUCGAAUGCUUUAAAAAAAUCAAUUUACCAACAGUUGCAAUUCUAUCGUCCAAGUUAGGACAUUAUAUGAACGUGGUGAGCAUUAAAAAUCAACAAGUAAUCCUCCAAGAACUUUCUUCUAUAUUUCACCACCCUCAGAGAAGUAUGGAGUAUUCGAGCUUCUUCUCUCUAUCAAUGCUAAAUUUAGCUAGCUCUUCAAAUACAAAUCUACCACAUAUAAUAGAGAACAUGCUAUCAUUUACUACAUAUCCCCACAUGAAAUUUUAUAUAUCAUCUAUGCUUCAUAGUGUUGCUAGUUCUCUAAAAUUGACCACAAUGAAAGAUUUAUUUGAUCAUUUCAAAUACGAGGUUCUAAUUUCAUGGGCAAAAAAACUGCCUUCUAUAUCAAAACCAGAUGGAGAUUCAAGUGAUCUUGAAACAAUUUGCGAUAUUUCUUUGUUUGGAUUUGAAAAAUUCUCAGAUUUUAUCAGACUUUAUGCCACAGACUUCAUCUCUGUUUAUUAUGCUACAGCGUGUACCAACACUAAUUUAUUAGAGCUGAUUUUACAGACAACACAAAGAACAGCAUCUCAGUUAUUACAAGAGUCAAUGCACAUAUGCCUCCCAUUAGCAUAUUUGCCAACAGGUAUUCACGAUACCAUAUUUCCAACCAUAAAAAAUGUCAUAGGAAAAAAGUUAACCACAAUUAUUCAAGAAAAUGCUUUGCUAAUCAGCAGGAGGAUACUAAAAUCAACUGAAUUCUUGGUUAUCGAAGAUAUUCAAACUACGUUAAAGAAAUUGCAUAGAGAUGAUGAACUCUCAUAUUUGCUAUUCGUAAAAUAUUCAAAAUCAUCAAAGUAUCGUUCGCCUUUAAAAAUUGAUUUUCCUUCCUCUAUCAGCUUGCUUAAUAAAAUCUUUAAAGCAAAUUUCCAAUCAUCAGACAUCGAUAUAACUUGUCUAUGGAUUUUAGAUGAUUUGAAGAAAUCUUCUCAGUAUUACGAAAAAUUGGGCUUAUUAAGAGAACUUAAAUAUAUAUUUUGCAGCUACCUAUCAUCGUUUUUUUCGUCCUAUUGUCUCACAAAUGUCUUAUAUUCAUUAUCAGAACUUUCAGUGGAUCGUAGGCUAUAUGAUGAAAUUUUUCCCCUAAUGUUAGUUACUUUAAAAUUUAGUUAUGAAUCAAAUUUUAAUAUUGGCUCUUCAUUCACUGCAUCAUUUUCUAGCAUUAUAAUGUUUUUUAAAGAAGGAGAAUAUAUGUCUCUUGCACAAGAUUUUUUGAAAUUAUUAAAAUCGAUUGACAGGAGGAGAUGGACAAACCUCCGAUCAAACGAGCAAGAAAUUUUAAAAUAUGCUACCAUAAUGCUGGAUACUCCUUCUUCAGAUGAACUAAACUUUAAAGGUGAAUAUUUGAUUGACUUAUUACUUCAAGAGAAAGAAUACACUAAAUAUUCAUCCCAAUUAAUCGCAUCUAUUGUACUUAAUUCUAGUAGCUCUAAUGCAGCUAACAUUACUCCAAAUACUCAUGGUUUACAGAAAAUUUUACUUUAUCCCUUAUCAAACCCCUAUAAUUCCACAAGUUACCAAUUAUUCACUAAAAAAUAUAUUACAAACUACGUAAGAAAUGGAGGUGAGAUUUUUGUAGACGUAGAUAAACCACAUGCUAUUAAUUGGAAUUAUACUACUAUAUUUGAACAAAUGGACCCACUGCUGAGCAUUUUUGAAUGCUUCUAUUCUUUUAGAAAAACGUUAAGAAAAGCUGAUGACCAUCAUAUUACCCUUAAAUUCAUUAUCGAGUGCAUCUUUUCAACAUAUUUUAAUACAUUUACCAAAGAUAGUCAGUCACAAAAUAUCAAUAUCACCAAAUUAUUUAUUGAAGAAGCUCAAAGUUCCCUAAUGAAUAAACAUGCACUAGAAGCAAUUUUCCCGCGAAUAAUUUCAAUUAACAGAACAUUUUCUAAAGAUUAUUAUAACAAUAAGAAAAUAUUUGACAAGAGUAUUAAGUAUUGCGAUUGGAUUUUGGAAUUAGUAAAUAUUUUAUUAGUCCAUUUGGAAUCUUAUUGUCCUAGUCUAUUAUACCUAUUAAUUCUUUUAAAAACAUCUAUUUCAUUUCAAGAAAAGAUAUUUCCCAUUCUUUUCUUUGCAUUCAUCAGUUUUGAUGCUCAAGAAAGUGAAUCUUUCGUUUUAUUUGUUACUGAGAAUUUUGGAACACUUGCUGGUUGUGUCGAUUCAAUUCCAAAAGCUCAAGUCAUAUUAAGUAUGAUAGCAAUGCUUAGAACAGGAUAUAUAUCUGGAGUGCGACCAUUUAUCUCAAUAUACAAAAAAGUUAAUCUCAGACUUAUAUACAAGAAUGCUAUUUCUGCCAAUGAACUCCUUUUUGCAUAUAUGUUAUUUGAAGAGGUUAAUAUGGAACAAGAAUGCAGUUUAGAUAUUUUGAAUUUAAAAAAUAUAUAUGAGGGAAUAAACGACAUUGAGUUAUUAUCUGGAUUACCAGCUAGUAUGUCAAUUAAUGGAGUGAUAGCAUCAUUGAACAAAACUAAUCAAGAGAGCUGGAGAACUUUUUUGUUCAAUAAUGCGCUUUUGGAUAGUAGUGCAAAUCAGCAAGACAAUUUUAUUUCAAGUGCCUACUCUAAUUCGUUGGAAUCUAAUGGUUUCAUUAAUUUGGCAUUGAGCUUACAGAAUGCAACCAAUGUAACAGAUGAAAGUAACAUAUACGAUUGGUCAAUUCAAUUACGGAAUUGGGAUCUUCCAAUACCACAUAUACUCAAUACUACUUCUAAAGCCCAAUAUGCAGGCUUGAAGAAGAUUGUGACUUAUGGAGUAAAUUCUAUUACUGAACUAGAUAACUUAUUCGACGAAGUUUACUAUAACAUUAAACAUUUCGCUAUAAAGAAUGAUUGGUUAAAUAGUUUAUCAGAACUUAACAGUAUAAAAGAACAUAUUUUACAGAUGAAUAACAGCCACCCAAAUAAUUUCUGUGAAACUCAAAUUCAUACCGAGAGUAUCACUUUUAAGGAUUUUAAAUCUCAUCUAAUAACAAAGUAUACUACUUGCCUAUUAUUGGCAGAAAGUUCCUUAGAUAUAGACUUUAAGCUCCGCUUAAAACAGUAUAUUCAUGCCUCAUUUUACUUAGGAACAUUUGUUCAAAAGGCUAUUGAUAAUCAAUCUAUUCAGGACUCUAUUAAAGCUUCCAUAUUAUUGGAGAAUAUCAGAGACACCCUGAAUAACGUUGAAGAAGCUACUCCUUAUUUACCAUUUAUGAACCGGUAUGUAGACUUUAAUGCUGCACUAGCUCUUUGGGAAUCUGGAGAAUUUAAAACACCUAUUUUAAAAUUGAAAAACCUCUUAGAAAAUCCAGUAUCGCUGGAUAAUAUAGGUUCAGAAAUGCUUUUUCUCAUGAAGCCUUUAGAAAUUCGAAACGAUUCCAUGAAAGCCUAUCUGGUUGAAUGGUCAUCUCAUUCAAGAUAUGAGUCUCCAUCUCUGAUUUAUAAAAAUUACAUUAAUAGUAUUGAUACCACUUCUAAAGACCAAGAAAAAACAGCAAUGGUAUUUCAAAAGAUGGGAGAUUUUCUCUUAAGGCAAGUUCAACAAAUGAAAUCUAGUGGACAAAUUGAAGAACGCAAUCAGAUAUGCAAAAAGAGUACUGCAAGUUUAAAUAAACUAAGUUUAAUAUACAAUAAGGGAACUUUGACUACAGAUGAAAAGAAAGAAACGAAACAACAAUAUAUGAGAAUUAAGCAACAAAACAUCUUCGAUCUAUCUAUUGUUAAUAAUUUAAAAGAACAAUACGAAAAUUUUAAUUGGUUUUGUUUGGAAUUUUUUAUGAAUGCAAUGAUAUUGUCAGAUACAUUCGACGAUGAACUUUUAGACAAAUUUUGCAGUCUCUGGUUUGAGAAUGACAAAAAUAAUAAUAUAAAUAGAAAACUUUAUGAUAAAAUUGCUAAUAUGCCAACCUGGAAAUUUUUAAGCUGGACCAACCAGAUUGCAUCAAAAUUAUCAAUAGAAGAAACUGCCUUCCAAAAACCACUUCGAUUAAUAAUGGAAAGAAUUAUCUUCAAAUUUCCAUACGAUUCCUUAUAUGCUAUAAUGAAUAUUCGAUUACACAAAUCAUAUUUAGACGGUACUCAUUCUGAUAUGUCACAAAAAAUUGAAGCAGUAGAAAGAAUUAUGCAUCGGUUAAAAAGGAUUGAGAAUGGCAAAUUUUAUGCCACGUAUGUAACUCCAAUUGAGAUUUUCUGUAAUGAGGUCGUUAAGUUGGCUAACUUGAAGAUCUCGAAAAACACUCGUUCUAUUAAUUUAGAAAAUAUUAAAAUUGGAAAAUAUUGGCUAGUAGAUUUAUUACUCCAGAAGAUUCCACUGCCUACAGCGCCGGUAACUAUUAAAUGUUCUCAAGAUGGCAAAUCACCGAGAGCAUAUAUCACUAGCAUUAAAAGUACACUCAUAGUUUCUGCAACUGGAUUAUCGUUACCUAAAAUUGUUAGUUUUACUCAAUCAGAUGGCCUUCAAUAUAAAGUUCUAAUGAAAGGCAGUAAAGAUGAUUUAAAGCAAGAUUCUGUAAUGGAACAAGCAUUCCAGAAGGUUAACCACAUUUUUGCAAGCCAUAAAAAACUACGAGCAAAAUAUUUGAAAAUACGUACAUAUGAGGUAAUACCUUUAGAUCCUGGAACAGGAAUGAUAGAGUUUGUUCGUAACUCGAUUUCGUUGCAUGAGAUCUUAAAUGAUUUGCAUAAAGGUGAUGAGCUUACUUUUAAUAAAGCUAGAAGUUUAAUGAAAAAUGCUCAGAAUAAAACUCCGUCAGAAAAAGUUGCUUGCUUUAAAGAACUCACUGAUAGAAUUAAACCCCAGCUACGUAAAUUUUUCUUCAAUGCAUUUUUACAUCCAGAUGAUUGGUUUUCGGCAAAGAUGAAUUAUACUAAGGGCGUUGCAGUAACAUCAAUUAUUGGCUUUGUUCUUGGCUUGGGGGAUAGACAUCUAAAUAAUAUCUUAAUUGAUUCACAUUCUGGUGAACCGAUUCAUAUUGAUUUAGGGAUAGCCUUUGACCAGGGCCGAUUACUUCCCAUACCUGAAACCAUACCAUUUAGACUAACACGCGAUAUAAUAAACGGUUUUGGUGUUACAGGAGUCGAAGGUUUAUUCCGUAAGAAUUGUGAAUAUACCUAUUCAGUAUUGAGAGAAAAUCAUCAGAAAUUUUUAAGUGUAAUGAAUUUACUGAAAUGGGAUCCCUUAUAUAGUUGGGUAAUGUCUCCAAUGAGAAAGCACAGGCAUUUGGUUGAACUGAACGAAUCUAUGGAUGAAACUAACUUUCAUAAACUGGUAACUGAACCUGAUACUAUUUGUCACAGUGAAGUAAAUAAUGAUGAAGAGGCUAAUGAUCAAUCUUUAAGAGCAAUUAAUACUAUUGAAGAAAAGCUAGUUGGUAAUGGUUUAAGUGUUGAGUCAACAGUUCAAGAAUUAAUACAACAAGCUACAGAUGAAACGAAACUUGCUCAAUUGUUUUUUGGUUGGUCCCCAUUUUAUUAA
Molecule: messenger RNA, 8628 nt
Organism: Henningerozyma blattae CBS 6284
Lineage: Eukaryota; Fungi; Ascomycota; Saccharomycetes; Saccharomycetales; Saccharomycetaceae
Gene: TEL1
Product: DNA-binding protein kinase TEL1
Exons: 1
Coding region: 1-8628 (2875 amino acids)
Biological process (GO): DNA repair
Molecular function (GO): protein binding; protein serine/threonine kinase activity
Source: RefSeq, a predicted model, not a curated record